GCUCGAAGCCGCGGUUCCGCGGGCACUGCCCAGGCAAGGCGGAGCCGCGAGGGCCCGCGGGUCUCAGGGCGGUCCCAGCAGCCCCAACGCAAGUGACCUGGACGCCGCCGCUUCCUGCCAGCACCAUGACCCAGCCCUUGCCCCGGCUUUCUGUGCCCUCCGCGCUAGCCCUGGGCUCGGUCGCACUCGGCGCCGCCUUCGCUAGCGGCCUGUUCCUAGGUAGACGGUUCUCUCCAUGGCGGCCCCGGCGAGAGAAGCGCCUGCUGCCCCCUGAGGACAGCCCCCUUUGGCAGUAUCUGCUGAGCCGCUCCAUGCGGGAGCACCCAGCGCUGCGGAGCCUACGGCUGCUGACCCUGGAGCAGCCGCAGGGGGAUUCCAUGAUGACCUGUGAGCAGGCCCAGCUCCUGGCCAACCUGGCUCGCCUCAUCAAGGCUAAGAAAGCGCUGGACCUGGGCACUUUCACAGGCUACUCAGCCCUAGCGUUGGCCCUGGCGCUGCCCCCGGCCGGGCGCGUAGUGACCUGCGAGGUGGACGCGGGGCCCCCAGAGCUGGGGCGGCCCUUGUGGAGGCAGGCUGAGGAGGAGCACAAGAUCGACCUUCGAUUGAAGCCCGCCCUGGAGACCCUGGACGAGCUCCUGGCCGCGGGCGAGGCUGGCACCUUCGACGUGGCCGUGGUGGACGCGGACAAGGAGAACUGCACCGCCUACUAUGAGCGGUGCCUGCAGCUGCUGCGACCCGGAGGCGUCCUCGCUGUGCUCAGUGUUCUGUGGCGUGGAGAGGUGCUGCAGCCUCAACCGCAGGACAAGGUGGCCCAGUGUGUGCGAAACCUGAACGAGCGCAUCCUGCGCGACGCCAGGGUCCACAUCAGCCUCCUGCCCCUGGGCGAUGGCCUCACCUUAGCCUUCAAGAUCUAGGACUAGCCUCUGGCAAGUGGCCUCAAGGGAGGGGCCCUGGGAACUCCAGCCAUUGACCUUGAGUUUUAAAUCUGACAAUAAAGUGGGGCCUGGGACACGA
Molecule: messenger RNA, 1014 nt
Organism: Vicugna pacos (alpaca)
Lineage: Eukaryota; Metazoa; Chordata; Mammalia; Artiodactyla; Camelidae
Gene: COMTD1
Product: catechol-O-methyltransferase domain containing 1
Molecular function (GO): O-methyltransferase activity; S-adenosylmethionine-dependent methyltransferase activity
Source: RefSeq, a predicted model, not a curated record